AUGAGUCUGUUGUACGUCAUUGUUGCAUUCGUCUUCUUUGCAUCUAUACUCAUUGCAAGAAAGGCGAAGAAGAAAACAUUGAAUCUACCUCCUGGACCCCCGAAACUUCCUAUCAUUGGCAACCUGCACCAAUUAGGCUCGCAGCCUCACCGUUCGAUAUCCAAAUUUUCUGAAAAAUAUGGAUCUCUAAUGUCCCUAAAUUUCGGCAAAGUAUGUACCGUUGUGGUGUCGACUCCAGAGGCAGCGAGGGAUGUCUUAAAAACAUUCGAUGUAGAUUGUUGUUCCCGACCUUAUCUUACUUACGCUGCAAGGAUUACUUACGGUUUAAACGAUAUCGCAUUUUCUCCCUACAACAAAUAUUGGAGAGAAGUAAGAAAGAUGGCAGUUGUUGAACUCUUCACUGGAAAAAGAGUUCAGUCUUUGCGACAUGUCCGAGAAGACGAAGUUGCCUCGUUUGUUGAUUUCCUGAAACAAUCUGCUUCAGCGGAGAAUCUGGUUAACUUCAACCAGAAGUUAAUGAAGUUGUCAGGGAGUGUGAUUUGUAGAGUUGGAUUUGGGAUAAAUCUUAAAGGGAGCAAACUCGAGAACACUUAUGACGAAGUCAUUCAAGGAACCAUGGAGGUGUUGGGGAAUUUUGCUGCAGCAGAUUACUUCCCGGUCAUUGGUAGGUUUAUCGAUUGGAUCACAGGGUUACAUAGCAAAUGUGAGAAGGUUUUUAAAGCGAUGGAUGCAUUUUUUGAUCAAUGUAUAAAGCUUCAUUUAGACGAUGAGAGUAUCAAAGAUGAUUUCAUUGCCUUGUUACUCAAAUUGGAACGGGAAGAGACGGAACUUGGAGAGUUUCAAUUUACACGAAACCAUACCAAAGGAAUUCUUCUAGAUGUUCUUCUUGGUGGAAUAGACACAGCUGCCACUGCAAUGACAUGGGUGAUGACUCAUUUGAUUGCAAACCCAAGAGUUCUGAAGAAAGUGCAAGCUGAAAUAAGAGAAGUGAUUAAAAACAAAGACGAUAUCACAGAAGAAGAUAUUGAAGGACUCGAGUAUCUGAAACUGGUGAUUAAAGAAACAUUUAGGAUAAACCCACUUUUACCACUUCUAAUUCCAAGAGAGACUUCAAAUGAUGUAAAGAUUGGAGGUUACGACAUUCCAAAGAAGACAUGGAUCCAUGUCAACGCAUGGGCUAUUCACAGGAACCCAAACAUUUGGAAAGAUCCAGAAGUUUUUAUUCCAGAACGGUUUAUCGAGAACAAGAUUGACUAUAAAGGUCUAAAUUUUGAGUUGUUGCCGUUUGGUGGUGGAAGGAGGAUGUGUCCUGGUAUGGGUAUGGGUAUGGCUUUGGUACACUUGACUCUUAUCAACCUUCUUUACCGUUUUGAUUGGAAUCUUCCGGAAGGAAUGGAGGCAAAAGAUGUUGAUGUUGAAGAAUCAUAUGGAAUUGUAUGUCCUAAGAAAACUCCACUUGAGCUUAUCCCAGUCAUUACCAAGUGGACUUAA
Eruca vesicaria subsp. sativa (arugula) is the source of this 1491-nucleotide messenger RNA. Lineage: Eukaryota; Viridiplantae; Streptophyta; Magnoliopsida; Brassicales; Brassicaceae. The record is from the annotation of a GenBank genome assembly.